This is a messenger RNA of Strongyloides ratti, 390 nucleotides long. RefSeq names its product Transthyretin-like family-containing protein. The record is from RefSeq and is a predicted model, not a curated record. The transcript is spliced from 2 exons. NCBI's taxonomy places the organism in Eukaryota, Metazoa, Nematoda, Chromadorea, Rhabditida, Strongyloididae. Bases 1 to 390 code for a protein of 129 amino acids. Gene Ontology annotation, cellular component: cell surface.
AUGUUUUUUUUAUUUAAUUUUUUUAUUUUACUUUUUCAUUCAUUACAAUCUAAAUAUAAUUGUGUAAUUGUUGAGGGAAAAUUAUUAUGUAAUAAAAAACCUCAAAUUGUUAAUGAAAUUCAAGUAUAUUUAUAUGAUUAUGAUCCUUUUAUUUUUGAUUUUGAUGAUAAGAUGGGAAAAACAUUGACCAAUGGUACUGGAUAUUUUAAUAUAUCUGGAUGUGGUGAAGAUUCUGGUGAAAAUAAUCAACCUGAUCCUUAUUUACUCAUAAAACAUUAUUGUACUGAUAAUGGAAAAAUGGGAAAAACAUAUAUUGGUCUUUUACCUAUCUUCAAACCUAGAAGACAAAAUAUUGGUAAAAUUAUUUUAGAUAAUGAAGAUUAUGAAUAA